This is a messenger RNA of Staurois parvus, 543 nucleotides long. The record is from the annotation of a GenBank genome assembly. NCBI's taxonomy places the organism in Eukaryota, Metazoa, Chordata, Amphibia, Anura, Ranidae.
AUGAUAUGGAGGGGAUUGGAACACCUGAAUCACAUGAUAUGGAGGGGAUUGGAACACCUGAAUCACAUGAUAUGGAGGGGAUUGGAACACCUGAAUCACAUGAUAUGGAGGGGAUUGGAACACCUGAAUCCCAUGAUUGGGAGGGGAUUGGAACACCUGAAUCCCAUGAUUGGGAGGGGAUUGGAACACCUGAAUCACAUGAUAUGGAGGGGAUUGGAACACCUGAAUCACAUGAUAUGGAGGGGAUUGGAACACCUGAAUCACAUGAUAUGGAGGGGAAUGGAACACCUGAAUCACAUGAUAUGGAGGGGAUUGGAACACCUGAAUCACAUGAUUUGGAGGGGAUUGGAACACCUGAAUCACAUGAUAUGGAGGGGAAUGGAACACCUGAAUCACAUGAUAUGGAGGGGAAUGGAACACCUGAAUCACAUGAUAUGGAGGGGAUUGGAACACCUGAAUCACAUGAUAUGGAGGGGAUUGGAACACCUGAAUCACAUGAUAUGGAGGGAAUUGGAACACCUGAAUCACAUGAUUGGGAGGGGA